Messenger RNA from Aspergillus calidoustus, 1221 nucleotides. NCBI's taxonomy places the organism in Eukaryota, Fungi, Ascomycota, Eurotiomycetes, Eurotiales, Aspergillaceae. The record is from the annotation of a GenBank genome assembly.
AUGUCCGGCUCACAAAAUCACCACAUCUACCAUAACGGCCGUAACCGCCCUUCCGGCUCUCGCAGCAAUCGACCCUCCCGUCACGCCGCAGCUUAUGGCACGCCUGAUCCAUUCGCCGACCUCCAUAGGUCGCCUGCAACGCCUCGAAACCCACACUCUGAGUACGACAGGACAGCUCGUUACCAGGAGCCGCAUGACCUAGCACAACCCCCCCACUAUAAUUUGUCCGGUCAAUCCAACACGCACUAUGAUCACGGUCCCCCAUCAGGGUAUUCCCGUUUCCAAGACCCCUAUUAUGGCGACCAUCACCAUCCAAGGCCAUUCCCUGGACAUCAGCAGGAAGAGCAGUAUGAGCACGAAGAACAGUAUGCGUCGUAUGGGUACGACCAGCGAUAUAGACGGGCUCAGCGUAUAGAGGGUGUUCCACGAUAUCCGCACGACCCGCGGUAUGACAAUGACCAGCGCCUUCGACACGAUGCGCGCUAUGAGCAAGAUGACCAGCAUGACUACGCUGAGGGCGAUGACAACUAUGAGCCAGAAGGGCCUGAGGAAGCGAUUGGACCGGAUGAGCCAUCUCCAGAGGACCAUCAGCAAACAAUGGGCGGCCACAUUAGCAUACAGCCAGGGCAUCCCAAUCGUGUGUCCACGCAAGGCGAACUGGAUCCACGUAUGUCUGUUGUCCGUGACUUCGAUGAAUUCCAACUAAGUGUGCCAGGAUACGUGGUCCAAGACCUGGACUAUUUUGAGCCCGGAAAGGUCUUUUCAAUCUUGUGGCACGAGAGCGACGGGCGCGACGGGCGAGCCAACAAUACGCAUGUGAGCGCCGGCCCUCUAUUCCGAGGAAGGUAUAACCAGGCGAUUUACAGUACCAUCCGCCGCAUGGUAGUCCUGAGAGCCUUCGACCAGCAUUCCUGGUGUUAUUCAAUCAGCACGUAUGGUGGCCGUGGGCUUGCGAAGCCCGGUGUCGAUCCGUCAAAACAUGCGAUUGUUCAUAUGGCUGAUACACCUCCAAGACUUGGUUCAAACGAGCCAGAGACGACGAAAGAACCACUAGAGGUAGACCCUGAACGGUUUGACGAAACACUACAUCCAAAGUCGAGACUUAAUUUUGGCAAGAUAUACACGGUCGAGCACAAUGUGAAGGUGCUUCCUAUUGGCGUCAUUUCAGCGGCAUCAAUGCCGAGAUUCAUUGCUUAUGCGAGGGCCGAGUUGGCGAUCUAA